AUACUCCGAGAUAGUUGUUUCAUUCAACGUCCCACAUCACAACACUAUCGAAGCUGAUUACAUCGCGCAUGAUUACUAUAUUUUAAUAAUUGAGAUUAAAGUAAUCCAGUCGCAGGCUUGGCACGUAGCAAGGUGCCGGUUCAACGAGGAAAGAUGCUGGCUACAAAACUUCUGGUCCUCGCUCUGGCGUGUAGCUGCGCUUACUCUAUUCCCCAAAAAGCAACAAAACUGAAAACAACAAUCUUCGGAGAUGAAAAACUAGAAGGAGAAAUCUUCGAAAAAUACGACGUAGCAGCAGUCGCUCUCAACGAUGAUGUAGCUUUGUACAGACUGCCGACCACCACUAGACCUACUCACUACAAUAUUCUUUGGGCCAUGGAUUUCACGUCGAACCCACAAGCCUUCGGUGGAACAGUUGAAAUUCAAUUGCACGCCACGCAAACCGGAAUCAGCCAAAUCGUUCUCCAGUCUGAUGACCUUACUAUUGGCACUGUAACUCUAGUUCAAGGCAAUACACCCGUUCCUGUGACAGUCACCGAGGAGACUGCGUAUGACUUCCUAAGGAUCAAUCUUGUUUCUGGAUCUCUUGCCUAUGAUGCCACAAAUCCGGUCAUUUACACUUUGACCAUCACUUUCGAGGCUCCUAUGCGAGAUGAUAUGUCCGGCAUUUACAAGAGUUGGUUUAGGAAUCAAUACAACGAUUCCGUCAGCUGGAUGGCAAGCACUCAGUUCCAGGCCACGUCGGCCCGCAGGGCUUUCCCUUGCUACGACGAGCCCAGCUUCAAGGCUACAUUCGACGUCACCAUCAGACGCCCGGCCGCGUACCGCAGCUGGUCCGCUACCCGUAUUUCCUCAACCGUAACAUCUGCCAACAAUCCUGGCUUCGAAGACGAUAUUUACCACACAACUCCUCUCAUGUCAACGUACCUCUUGGCUAUAAUCGUCGCUGAAUAUAAGAGUUUAGAGGUCAACAAUGUCAACAACGAACUUAUCUAUGAAGUAAUUGCUCGUCCUGCUGCUAUUGACGCUGGCCAGGGUCAGUACGCAUUGGAAGUGGGCCAGGAGCUUUUAGCUGAGAUGAACACACACACUGACUACGACUUCUAUAGUGUGGUUGAUCAUAUUAAGAUGACCCAGGCUGCGAUUCCUGACUUCUCCGAAGGCGCUAUGGAGAACUGGGGACUUCUUACGUACAGGGAAGCCUACCUCAUGUACGACCCCGUCCACAGUACCAGCUACGACAAGCAGCUGGUUGCUUCCAUCCUCUCUCACGAAACCGCCCACAUGUGGUUCGGUAACUUGGUCACUUGCGACUGGUGGGAUGAUUUGUGGCUCAACGAAGGCUUUGCCACAUACUACCAAUACUUUCUUACCCACAGGGUCGAGGAUUACAUGGGUUUCGAGACCAGGUUCAUAACCGAGCAAGUCCACACCGCUUUGCUCAGUGACUCCACUGCCAGCGCUCACCCAUUAUCCACAUCUGGUAUCGGAAGCCCGGCGGCCGUCAGCGGCAUGUUUUCGACUCUGUCGUACAGCAAGGGAGCUGCAGUCAUCAGGAUGACUGAACAUCUUCUUGGCUCUGAAGUUCACAGAGCCGGUUUGAGGAACUACUUGAGGAAUAAGCAAUUCGAGACUGCUUUGCCAAUUGAUCUCUACACUGCAUUGGAAGAGGCUGGUCGAGCCGCUGGCGCUCUAAGCGAGUACGGCCCCGACUUCUCUCUGGUCGAAUAUUACCGCUCCUUCACGUACCAAGCCGGACACCCCAUACUUUACGUGCAGGUCGACCACCAAACUGGUGACAUGACCAUUCAGCAGCGCCGCUUCGAUAUCAACAACGGAUACCUCGACGUCAACACUCAGUGGGUCAUCCCGAUCAGUUUCUCCAGCGCCAGUAACCCUGACUUCACCAACACCAAGCCGUCGCACAUCAUCCGCAAGGCCGUCACCGUCAUCAACCGCGGCUCCGUCGGCGACGAGUGGGUUCUGUUCAACAGGCAACAGACUGGUUACUACCGCGUGAACUACGACGACUACACUUGGGAUCUCAUUACUGCUGCCCUAAGAGGAGAGGCCAGGACCCAGAUUCAUGAAUACAACAAGGCGCAGAUAGUCGACGAUGUCUUCCAAUACGCACGCUCUGGCAUCAUGAGCUACAACAAGGCUCUGAACAUUCUUUCCUUCUUGGAGUUCGAGACCGACUACGCCCCUUGGGUGGCUGCCAUGACUGGCUUUAGCUGGCUCAGGAACCGGCUCACUGGCACCGUCUACCUGGAUCCUUUUGAGGCUUUGAUCGCUCAAUGGUCUACCGCCGUGAUGGCCGAUCUCACGUACUACCCGACGUCAGACCCCGAAGACUUCAUGCGUUCGUACCUUCGUUCGGACCUGGCUCCUAUCAUGUGCCGGAUGAACAGGGACCCCGCCUGCCGCACCGCUGCUGUUGACCAAUUCAACGCUCUGAGGACUUCUAAUGUUGAAGUGUACCCCGAUAAUCGCGCAUACGUGUACUGCAACGCUCUUCGGGAAGGUACCGCCGAAGAGUUCUACUAUCUGCGCACGCGCUUUGUCCAGCACAACGUUUACACGGAAAAGAUCCUUCUGCUCCCAUCUCUUGGCUGUGCUAAGUCCGCUGAAGCUCUCGGAGUUUUCCUGACCGAUAUCUUCCAAGACAAUGAAUUGAUCCGUCGUCAGGACUACAACAACGCCUUGAACUCCGCCGCUAACGGCAACAAAGAAAACGCACAGAUCGUCUUCAAUUUCAUUCAAAACAACUUCGCAUUAGUGCAAAAUGCGUAUCCUGAUGUGGCUACUCCAUUGUUUUACGUAUCAAGUAGGCUAAGAUCUGAAGCUGAAAUUAACACGUUCCAACAAUGGGCGACCCAAAACCAGGCUCUCCUGGGCACAUCGUACCAGGCUGUCAUGAACGGCGCGGAGUCAGCCAGACAGUCCAUCCAAUGGACCGCCGGCAUCGUCGAAGACCUCAACAACUUCCUCACUGCAGCAGGCUUCCAGCCUGUGACGACCACCACUCAGCCACCGCCCACUGAAACACCUGCUCCGGAGCUUGAAACUAGGCCGGAGCUCACCCAACCAGAAACGCCAGACCUCCCUGACUCCGCUGUCACUUCGGUCUUAUCCAUGACCGUGCGUGUUCUAUAAUGCAACUUCAGUAUUCUGUGUCAUUCAGUAGAAAUUUUAAGUAUUCAAUUAGGUAUGUUAAGCGUUACCUGAUCAUCGUCUUUUUCCUUAUGGUUAAGAUUUGUUGAUUGUAAAUAUUAUUUAAUUUAUUUAAUAAAUCUUAAAUAAUAAAAUAUUAAGAACUUUA
Leguminivora glycinivorella is the source of this 3322-nucleotide messenger RNA. RefSeq names its product membrane alanyl aminopeptidase-like. NCBI's taxonomy places the organism in Eukaryota, Metazoa, Arthropoda, Insecta, Lepidoptera, Tortricidae. The record is from RefSeq and is a predicted model, not a curated record. The transcript is spliced from 15 exons. Gene Ontology annotation, biological process: proteolysis; peptide catabolic process. Gene Ontology annotation, cellular component: cytoplasm. Bases 154 to 3156 code for a protein of 1000 amino acids. Gene Ontology annotation, molecular function: metalloaminopeptidase activity; zinc ion binding; peptide binding.